Messenger RNA from Glycine soja, 564 nucleotides. RefSeq names its product aspartic proteinase-like. Gene Ontology annotation, molecular function: aspartic-type endopeptidase activity. NCBI's taxonomy places the organism in Eukaryota, Viridiplantae, Streptophyta, Magnoliopsida, Fabales, Fabaceae. Gene Ontology annotation, biological process: proteolysis. The record is from RefSeq and is a predicted model, not a curated record. The coding region runs from base 1 to 564 and encodes 187 amino acids. The transcript is spliced from 6 exons.
AUGGACUUGCAUAGGGAAGGGUCAUCAGCUAAAAUCCAUUAUGGAACUGAGCAUAUUUCAGGUUUCUUUACCCUGGACCAUGUGAAGGUUAGAGAUUUGGUUGUUUAUGACCAAGAUUUUAUUGAGGCAAUUAGAGAGCCUAGCAUCACAUUUUUGGGAGCCAAAUUUGAUGGCAUUUUGGGGAUAGGAUUUCAAGUGUAUAACAUGCUUAAUCAACAUGUUCUCGCACAACCAAUAUUUUCAUUCUGGUUAAAUCGUAAUACUAAUGAGGAAAAAAGCGGUGAGAUUGUAUUUGGUGGAAUUGAUUCAGAUCAUUACAAGGGUGAGCACACAUAUGUUCCAGUUACUCAGAAAGGCUAUUGGCAAGAUGCCAUUGCUCAAAUCAAUCAUGCAAUUGAAGCAGUUGGUGUUAUGAGCCAAGAAUGCAAGGCGGUGGUGUGUCAAUAUGGAAAAACCAUAUUGGAUAAGCUGAUAAAUGAGGUUCUCUCUGUGUCUGCCAUUAGGGAUAAUAUCUUGGAGGCUGUCAAAGUUUUAAUUGGUACUCUUAAUUUUUCUUUAAAAUGA